Phytophthora nicotianae INRA-310 is the source of this 243-nucleotide messenger RNA. RefSeq lists its product as hypothetical. The transcript is spliced from 3 exons. The record is from RefSeq and is a predicted model, not a curated record. The coding region runs from base 1 to 243 and encodes 80 amino acids. NCBI's taxonomy places the organism in Eukaryota, Oomycota, Peronosporomycetes, Peronosporales, Peronosporaceae.
AUGAAGAAUGGAGAGCGUGGAACAAGACACGACGGGGAAAGAUUCGGCGAAGCCGAGAUCUCGAACAGCGAAGCCGCCAAGUAUCACGGGGAUGAAGACUGCGAAGACGUGGUGGACCCCGAUGAGAGCCAAGACUCAGAAGAUCUGAGUAUUGUCGAACAGAAACUUAUCAAUCCACGAGAGUUCGAGGACUACACUGCAGAUCGAUCAAGAUCCGGUAUGAAGGACAGCUGGGUGACCUAG